AUGAGCGCUCCAACUCUCCUACAUGUCCAUAUAGGUGGCAUUAUACCAUUCAAGCAGGCACAAAUCCUGCAAUCGGCCCUAGUAAACCGGUAUCAAGCUUACAAGGCCGCAUCCUCCUCCGCAUCCCCAUCGUCAACUUCCUCUCGACGAGAGCCCUACCCCACCGUCUUAACAUUCACACCCAAACCCGUCUACACCUUCGGCCGACGCGAUCCAUACGAGUUAAUACCCCCGGACCUCAUAUCCUCCCUGCUAGAGGGCCGUCUUGUGCGCAAAGACCGAUAUCAAACAGCCUUUGAAAUACCAGAAAUCGCACCAACCCUCCGGGGCGGGCAGACGACAUUCCACGGCCCCGGAUCCCUGCUUAUAUACCCCAUCUUCGAUCUAAAAAGUCCCUACAUUCGGGAUCCUCAAUACCGACCUUCUAAAACCCGAUCUUUAAAACCGAAUGAGCGCGAUGUGGGCACAGCAAUCCAUCCCGACGGCCUCGACGUGCGGGCAUACGUCAAGAUACUGGAAUCAACCACGAUCGACCUUCUCAAGCCCUGGAGUAUUACUGGCUUCAGGACGAAGAAUCCGGGGGUUUGGGUAGGGCAUAAGGAUUUCAGCAAUGACACGGUUAUUGAUCCCGCAGAGCUUAGGAAAAUUGCUGCCGUAGGGCUGCAUCUUCGACGGAAUAUCACGAGCUUUGGCACGGCGCUGAAUGUGCAUACGGACCUGGGGUGGUUUGACAGGAUUACAGCGUGUGGACUGGAAGGGCUGGGGACGACGAGCAUGAGAAGUGUCCAUGCGAUAAAAGCACAGCGGCGUAUGGCCAUGUCGAGUAGACCCAAGCGCUCGAUGGACCACUGGACGCAUACUGAGGAUUGGCUAAAGUUACUGGGUGGUUCUUGGAUAAGAAUGUUGGCAAAUCACUGGGUUGAGAUUUUUGCUAGCCGCUUGUGGGGUGCGGCUCAUUCACCCCAGAUAUAUAAAAGUGUAAGAAUUCAAGAUUUGGAAUUGGAUUUGGAUAAUUUGAAGGAUGGAGGGUUUUGGAAAGCAUAUGCUAAGGGACAGGCCAGGAAGCCGGUGGAAAGAAUGGUGUGA
Messenger RNA from Venustampulla echinocandica, 1086 nucleotides. RefSeq lists its product as uncharacterized. The transcript has a single exon. Gene Ontology annotation, cellular component: mitochondrion. Gene Ontology annotation, biological process: protein lipoylation. The record is from RefSeq and is a predicted model, not a curated record. Bases 1 to 1086 code for a protein of 361 amino acids. Lineage: Eukaryota; Fungi; Ascomycota; Leotiomycetes; Helotiales; Pleuroascaceae.